AUGAAGACUUGGAACAAUGUUACAAUCACAGAGGAUGAUCUGAGAGAAGACGGCGAAACCUUGAUGCUGCAAUACUUUAACUGGGUCAUAGUCUUCGUCCUCACUCCAAUGAUCGCAGUGCUUGGAGUUAUGGGAAAUCUCACCAGUGUGACGGUGUUGAUCAAACUGGGUCUUAGAAAAAGCUCAGACAUCUUACUUGUGGCCCUGGCUGUGUCGGAUAUAUCUUACAUGAUCGGAGCGAAUAGUCCAGCCAAGCUGAUAUACCAGUGGGGAAGAAUGGAAGGCUUUGCUUUUUCCGAAGGCGUAUCUCGGGUUUGCUUCUUCAUCUAUCACUUGUUCGACAUAUUGGAUUGGGGAGGAGGUCACGCCUCGGUAGGUCUUCCUGUGUUUAUCACUUUUGAUCGACUUAUCGCCGUAUUCUUUCCUUUAAAAUUUAAGUUGAUUGUCACAAGACACAGAACCCUAGCAGCUGUGCUACUCUUUUAUGCGUACAGCUACGGUAUACAAAUUUACAUUCGUUUUUGGUAUACGUUUACUUACACAUCGAGCGACGAAUAUAACGUGACAAUAGGACUGAUAGACAGAUCAGAGCUCUUCUGGAGCCAACAGGCAGCAUCCAAAGUGAUAGAAGACAUUUACGCGGCGUCCCUUGCACCUUUAAUCGCUGUCAGCCUUGGAUGUCUGGUGAUAGGCAUCAAACUAAAACUGACGGCACUGCAAAGAGCCAAAAUGACGCGGCGAGCAAAGAAAGGGAAAUCCCUCCACGGAAAGCAAGCGCAUUCCAGUUCACACCGCACCACCAAGACUUUGCUCUCAGUCUGCGGCUUCUACUGCAUAACUUGCGUGUUUAUCUCUUUGCCUUCAAUGCUUCCCAAGGAUUCGUUCUUCCCCCUUUUCAGCAGUGCUCCUAGCCAAGCAGCAGUGAUUGUCUACAAUGUGCUGCAAUUGAUUCUCUGCGUCAACGCCACGUCGAACUUUGUUAUUUACGUGGUUAUGAACAGGAACUUUAGAAAGACAUUUCUGACUUUGUUGAAGGUCAAGCAAAGUGGACAACAGGAACUUUAG
This is a messenger RNA of Biomphalaria glabrata, 1065 nucleotides long. Its product is annotated as putative G-protein coupled receptor F59B2.13. Bases 1 to 1065 code for a protein of 354 amino acids. Gene Ontology annotation, biological process: G protein-coupled receptor signaling pathway. NCBI's taxonomy places the organism in Eukaryota, Metazoa, Mollusca, Gastropoda, Planorbidae. Gene Ontology annotation, molecular function: G protein-coupled receptor activity. The record is from RefSeq and is a predicted model, not a curated record. The transcript has a single exon. Gene Ontology annotation, cellular component: plasma membrane.